Molecule: messenger RNA, 399 nt
Organism: Ochlerotatus camptorhynchus
Lineage: Eukaryota; Metazoa; Arthropoda; Insecta; Diptera; Culicidae
Product: AMP deaminase 2-like
Exons: 3
Coding region: 1-399 (132 amino acids)
Biological process (GO): AMP metabolic process; IMP salvage
Cellular component (GO): cytosol
Molecular function (GO): AMP deaminase activity
Source: RefSeq, a predicted model, not a curated record
AUGGACACCGGCACAAGUAACUCGAAUGCCCGUGGAUUGUUCGAGAUCCAGCCCUCCCUCGAGGAGGUGGUCAGCGACUUUGAGGAAAGCAAGUACCAGAACGCCGAACUGCCCCUUUCGUACAACGGCAAGUCGCCGAACGAUGAUAUCUUCAAGACCAACCAGCUGAUGAGUUCGUUCCAGCAGAUUUUGAAAAACAUUUUCAAACUGCUUUUUGAGGCCACAAACAACCCGAGCCAACAUCCUAAAUUGCACAAGUUCCUACAGCACGUGAUUGGGUUCAAUUCCGUGGAUGACGAGUUCAAACCGGCGAAUCCACUGUUCGAUAGGGACGCCAAGGGCGAGGCCGGCCCAGUGCAGCAUUUAGUGUGCGAUUAUCUGAUGGCGAUAAAUGAAUAA